AUGCUGACAAAGAAGAACCGGUACAUACACAGUGACACAAUAGUUGUGGAAGGAAAUUGUAGUGCGGUCAUUCAGCGCAUCCUUCCUCUGAAGCAUAAGGAUCUCGAAAGUGUCACUAUACCGUGUUCUAUUGGUGAGGUUGUUUUGGGUAAAGCUCUCAUAGACUUGGGAGCUAGUAUCAAUUUAAUGCCCACACACAUGACCCUCCAAUUGGCUGAUCGCUCCAUCACAAGACCAUAUGGAGUGAUCGAAGACGUUUUGGUUAGGGUCAAACAUUUGAUCUUCCCAGCUGAUUUCGUAGUGAUAGACAUUGAAGACGAUGUUGACAUUACCCUAAUUCUUGGAAGACCUUUUAUGUCCACCACAAGCUGUGUGGUAGACAUGGGGAAGAGGAAACUACAAAUGGCCAUAGAAGACCAACAAAUCAGUUUCGAUAUGUUUCAUGAAGAGAAAGCUUUCCCUGACCAAAAUGUUUGUUUGAAGGUGAAUAUGAUGGAGGAAAAGAGACUAGAGAAGAAGGUUGUGGAAGUUGGAACCUUGUUGGACCCAGGAUAA
This is a messenger RNA of Glycine soja, 555 nucleotides long. RefSeq lists its product as uncharacterized. Bases 1 to 555 code for a protein of 184 amino acids. The record is from RefSeq and is a predicted model, not a curated record. The transcript has a single exon. NCBI's taxonomy places the organism in Eukaryota, Viridiplantae, Streptophyta, Magnoliopsida, Fabales, Fabaceae.